This is a messenger RNA of Nycticebus coucang (slow loris), 9318 nucleotides long. RefSeq names its product pleckstrin homology and RhoGEF domain containing G6 (gene PLEKHG6). The record is from RefSeq and is a predicted model, not a curated record. Lineage: Eukaryota; Metazoa; Chordata; Mammalia; Primates; Lorisidae. Gene Ontology annotation, molecular function: GTPase activator activity; guanyl-nucleotide exchange factor activity. The transcript is spliced from 15 exons. Bases 2166 to 3776 code for a protein of 536 amino acids.
AGCCUCUCCUCCCAAGUAGGCUGAAGACAGGCCCUGGGGCAGUGGCAGGCAGAGAUUGGACCUCAGCCUUGAGGGAAGUGAAAGGGUUAACUUUCCCAGGUCCACUGGCCCUGUCUAGCCAGCUCACCCCAGAGCGCUGUAAGUCAGGGCUUGUCUUUGGUGCUCUCCCAAUUUGGAUUUCCCUCUUGCUCCUCCUUUUACCUCCUGGGAGACACUGAGAGGAAAAGCUAGGGGACCCUAGACAGACCGGCUGUCUCUAGGGUGUCAUUUUAAUACUGCCAGUAAUCACCACCUCCUAGUUUAUUAACUCUCCCUCAUGGCUACUCUUACCAUCCCUGGACUUCUCUCUCUGUAUCUCUCUCUCUCUCUCUCUCAACAUAAAUACACAUACACAGUGGAGGGGAAGAGGAAAGGGCUAGGAACAAGGAAAACACUAUAGUUUCUUGCCACUGCAGUGCCUGUCCCACCCUUGACUUCUCCCUUUAAAACUGGUCCCACCACCAGUGGGAGGCAGGAUCCAGCAGGUAGGAUGAUCCAGGGACAGAGACACAGAGGAUUCUUCUGAACCAGCAGAGCAAUCACACAACAGCAAGCUCAGAAAAAAAGAACACUGGAGGGCAAAUUUGAAGAUGUGGACAGGGAGUGCAAAAUUAGACAAUGCCGAGUGAUAAAUACUUCUCUCCCAAGCAAAAUAGAGUCAUCAGAGUCACAGCAAAGACUAGAACACUCAGAUCAUUUGUGUUUAAUAUCCUAGACAGGAGAGGAGAAGGAACCCCUUUCCCUUGGCAACCCCAGGAGAUUCUGCUUCUGAAAGUGGUUCAUGAACUCCAGGAAGCUCUGCUGAUCUAAGGAGUUGUGUCAGUCACUUGAGGUCACUGGCAAGAAGGAGACCACAGGCAGACAGAGGGGUGGGGGCUUUGCACCUGCCCCAUCCCCACCACAGGGUCUUGGGCUGCGUAACUGUUAAGAUUGUAAUGAUCACACAUCCUGAGGAUACUUCUGAUUUCAAACACUCAACUCUUCUGUUGAUGAAGUGACAUGACUUGGACUUUGAAAAUAUGGUCCUUUCAUGGACUUCCCAGCAAGUGCCCUUCCUUCUGCAGUUUCUGUGGUAGCAGCCACUGUGGGUGCUGAGAGGUCCCAGUGAAACCCAUUUGCCAGUGAAGUGGGAGGGUGUCCGCAUUUGACACCCCUCUUCUCUCACCUCAGUCUUAGGUAAUGGGAGGAAUGGCCGGUCAGCUUCAGCCUGGCACUUGGUCUCAUCCCCGGAGCUAAGGCAAAGUCCAGAGACAGGCUUCCACCAACUACCAUGACAGCGAGAGGCACCCACUAAGAGAUAAGGGUCACCUUUGUACUCCACAGCUGGAGAGCCCAGCAGUAGCUGCCCAGGGUCCCGGGUCCACGCCCCUUCUGCUGGCAGGCUGCUUCUCUGCCGGCUCCCCUUCCUGGUUAAUUAAUGGUCGACAUCGAGGCAGUGGGAGGAUCGGGAUAGGUGGCCAUUCACUGCGCUCAGAAAGGGAGGGGGCACCUGCCACAAGUCCCCGGGUCAGCCCUCCGCCACUCCUUUCACACCGGGUCAUUACUCCGGCGCCUCGCGGGGUCUGGCCGCGAGCGGAGAGCGCGGAUGGUGCGUGGUUCCAGCCUUUCGGCUCAGCCAGGUGGGUGGUUAGUUCAGGUGAGGAGGGAAAAGAGGAAGAUGGCACUGCGAAGCGAGGAAUCCUUGUCAGGGAGGUGGCGGCUGCCUCGGGGCUCCUCUGUCACUAGGGCCCCACUGCUGGGCCCCCGAGCUGGCAGCAGAGGUGACGCCCUCGUCCCCGCCCCCUGCCGCCUCUGUCCCCUCCCCUCCCGGCCCAGGGCUGCUCGGGUCCCACGGGCCGUUGCGUCCCAGUCCGAGCCCGGGCAUCGCCGGGGGAGUCAACAGUGACCAGGGGCCCCGCGGGCGCCGGGACACCUGCGAGCACAGGACGGCAGCAUCCUUUGAAAGCCAGUGUAGGAGUCUGAACCCCAAAUGUGCGCACAUGUGAAGAAGGAGGUAGAUCCUCAAAGGGCUUUCCACCCAGCCUGUGCCUGGACCUACCCUACCCUACCAAGUCAUAGCCUCAGGGGACUCCUUUCUCCUGCACAGUGGAGCUAUGUCCCUUUGGAGGUGACCCAAGAGAGUAGGGAUGCAGGCCCUUAGUCUUCCAGAUGAGGGCCCCCUCCAUGGAUACGUGGCCUCCCUCAUUGAGACCUAUGGGGGUGGCCACCGAGUCUCGUCUCAGAGCACUGCUGGCAGUCUCCACCCCCGAGGAGGAGGCCCCGUGCUUGAUCCCAGUCGCCAAAACCUCCAGCACUAUGUCCACUUUGCCAAGGGUUCUGGCCAGGCCCGAGGCCUGCCUCCCAUAAAACUGCGAGAACCAGAGCACGAGAAGAAGCAUGGAGUCCAUUCAGGGGCUGGUCCACCUUACUCUCCCAAACUCAAGGAUAUCACCAAGGCCCACGAGCUGGAGAUGAGGCUGCACACAUUCAGCAUGUUUGGGAUGCCCCGCCUGCCCCCUGAUGACCGGCGGCGCUGGGAAAUAGGAGAGGGUGGUGACAGCGGCCUGGCUAUCGAGAAGUCCUGGAGGGAGCUGGUGCCUGGGCACAAGGAGAUGAGCCGGGAGCUUUGCCACCAACAGGAAGCAGUGUGGGAGCUGCUGACCACUGAGCUGAUCUAUGUGAGAAAGCUCAAGAUCAUGACUGAUCUUCUGGCUGCUGGCCUGCUGAACCUGCAGCGAGUAGGACUGCUGAUAGAUGUAUCAGCUGAGACCCUGUUUGGAAAUGUCCCCAGCCUGAUCCGAGUCCAUCAGAGCUUUUGGAAGGAGGUGCUGGGGCCCACCCUGGAGGAGACCCGCACCUCGGGCCAGCCUCUGGACCCGGUCAGCCUGCAAAGUGGCUUCCUGAUGUUUGGACAGCGGUUCCAGCCAUACGUCCAAUACUGCCUGCAAGUGAAGCAGACAAUGGCUUACGCCCGGGAGCAGCAAGACACUAACCCUCUCUUCCAUGCCUUCAUGCAGUGGUGUGAGAAGCACAAGAGCUCAGGGAGGCAGACGCUCGGUGACUUGCUCAUCAAGCCCUACCAGCGAAUCACCAAGUACCCACUGCUGCUGCAGGCUGUGCUAAAGAGGAGCCCAGGAGCGCAAACCCAAGAGGCCCUGAAUGCCAUGAUUGCAGCUGUGGAGUCAUUCCUGAGACACAUCAAUGGGCAGGUCCGCCAGGGCGAGGAGCAUGCGAGCUUGGUGGCUGCAGCCCAGCGCAUCGGGCCCUAUGAUGUGCUAGAGCCACUAAGUGAGGAGGUGGAGAAGAACCUACGUCCAUUCUCCACCCUGGACCUGAUGUCCCCCAUGCUGGGGGUUGGCUCUGAGCACACCAGACAGCUGCUGCUGGAGGGACCCGUGCGUGUGAAGGAGGGCCGAGAAGGGAAGCUGGAUGUGUACCUAUUCCUCUUCUCUGAUGUGCUAUUGGUGACCAAGCCCCAGCGCAAGGCAGACAAAGCCAAGGUCAUCCGCCCCCCUCUGAUGCUGGAGAAGCUUGUGUUCCGGCCCCUGCGAGACUCUCACAACUUCCUGGUGAUCCAACUCACUGAAUUCCAGUGUGUGUCUAGUGCCCUCAUUGUGCAUUGUCCCAGUUCUACUGACCGUGCCCGCUGGCUGGAGAAGACACAGCAAGCCCAGGUUCUGGGGGUCAGACUUGGACACAGCCUUUUUGGGGCCAACUACUCAAACCACUACGGGAGCAAAAUGGCCCAAGAAGCGUGAAGAUUUGAGUUGGACUUUUAAGGAUGGGGAGAACCAUGAGCAGAGGAAUCAGAGGUGCAAUUAGGCUGGAUUUAUUUUGGGGACAGUGACCCUAUCUGUCUGAGUCUGGAGUACCGGAUUUGUGUGCUCCAGUGGUGAGUGGCCAGGUCCUACAGGUCCUCAGAGCUACAGUGGCACGUGGCCUGGGUGAGACCAAGUUGAAUAGGGUGGACAAGAGGGAGGCACUGUGAAUUCUUGAGCAAGGAAUGACAUGGUAAAAUUAGUGUAUUUUGACAAGAAUUGAGUUUUCAGGGAAUCAGGUAACUGUGCGGUAGGUGGGCUGGAGGAGGGAGAAGUUGGUGGCAGUUUUUUGUACUAGUUUGGGUGCAAAACAUUGAAGGUUUAGCACCUUAGGGAGACAUUAAAGAAAAAGAGGGUGAAAGGAGAAGAAAGGAGCUAAAGAGCCUGUGUGAGACUGUGGUUAAAGCUUAUACUGAAUUCAGAGAAACUUCGGUUCAGAGGCCAGUCCUACCAGGUGCUAGGCAUGUGACACUGCAUAUCCUGCGUGGCCUCCCUCAGCUUCAGCUUCUUCAGCUGUGAAACAGAUGUAAACAAUAAUAGCAGCCAGGCGCAGUGGUUCACCCCUGUAAUCCCAGCACUCCGGGAGGCUGAGGUGGCUGGAUUGCUUGAGCUCAGGAGUCUGAGACCUGCCUGAGCAAGUACAAGACCUUAUUUCUACUGAAAUAAAAAAAUACUAGCCGGGUGUUGUGGCAGGCACCUGUAGUACCAGCUACUUGGGAGGCUGAGGCAGGAGAACCACUUGAGCCCAGGAAUUUGAGGUUGCUGUGAGCUAUGACGCUAUGGCACUUUACUGUCUCAAAAAAUAAAAUAAAAUAAAAUUAGAAAAACUAGCCAGGCAUAGUGACAUACACCUGUAGUGCCAGCGACUUGGGAGGCUGAGGCAAGAGGAUUGUUCAAGCCCAAGAGUUUGUGGUUGCCGCGAGCUAUGAUGCCCUAGUAUUAUACCCAGGGCAACAAAGACUCUGCUCAAAAAAUCAAAACAAAACAGUAACAGCACCUGCCUCCUAGGGAAGAUUCAAAGAAAUUGUCCAGAUUAGGCUCAUGGCCUGGCGCCAGCAUUCAGUGACUCAAGAUGCCCAGUGAUAAAGUGGAUGACUGGCUUCCUGAAGUCUCUAUUUAGAAGUCUGCACUGGCAAUGGGAUCCCUGACAGAAACAUAGUCAUUAGAAAAAGAAACAUGUUUAUUUAAUUGUUGCAUACUGGGAAAGGAGAGGUCAGGGUAGAACUAUUUCAUCUUAAACAGAAGCACUUUGAAAUUAAGGCAGUAGGAGAUAGCCAAGUGGAGAUAUCUUAGGGACUUUGGGAAAUAGGGAAAUACAGGGGACAGGUAAGGAUGGAAACUGGAACCUCAAGGUCUUAUGUCUUCCAGCCCUGUAGGGCUUUAGCUUCCUUGAAUACCUAAGCAGGAUGGUAACAAUGCCCAGGAAAUCAAAGUGGGUGAGAGCAGGGGAGGUAUGUGGUUUUGGAAAGAGGGUGGCCCCCCACACCCCUAAGCCCUGCUCCCGACUCCAUUCAUAACCCUGUCUCUGCAUAGCAGGGGCUUCUUUCCACCACUUCUGCCCAAGGCUAAACACAUCUUCCACUACCCUGGACUAACUGUCAAUUAACAUCAUCCUUGUAGUUAAAGUUUUCUUUUCUUUUUUUUUUUGAGACAGAGUGUCACUAUGUUGCCCUUGGUAGAGCACAGUGGCAUCACAGCUCACAGCAACCUCAAACUCUUGGGCUCAAGCGGUUGUCUUGCUUCAGCCUCCCAAGUAGCUGGGACUAUAGGCACCUGCCAGAAUGCCCAGCUAUUUUUUGGUUGUAGUUGUCAUUGUUGUUUGGCAGGCCCGGGUUGGAUUAGAACCUGCCAACUCCGGUGUAUGUGACUGGUGCCCUAACGGCUGAGCAAUAGGUGCCAAGCCAUUAAUCAAGUUUUCUUGAAAGCUGUGGCUUGAGGAGAAACACAAGGACAAAAGCGGAAGCCUCAGUGUUCCUAGAGUUGUUACUGGCAUACAGCCUCUUCCUUACCAUCACCCUCAGAACUUUCUCCUCUCCCUUGGGGUCCCAUGACAGCACCCUUCCCUUUCACCUUCUCCCUUUAGAAAAACUCUCAGUGGCAACUAAAACUUGCCAGCAUUUUACUAUGCAAAAUAAUUUAGCACACCCCCAACCCCCAGCCCCCAGCCUCACUCCAGGUUAACAGAGGAAAGGUCUAUAAGGAUCUGUAAUCAAGAUGUGCACGAGUUCGUUCCCUGGCCAGCAGAACAAAGAAGGCUGAAACUGAAAUUCGUUUUCCUGCUAUUGUCUCUUACUGCAUGCUUGGGGACCUUCUCUGUAGUGCCAUCAGUCUUUCUAAACUGAAGAGGGCAGUAGAAUAUCUAUAAGUCCCCACCACAGACCAAUCCCCAGGGGCCAGACCAUUGUUUUCUCCCCUUUGCAGAGAUGUUGACUUGCAGAUUUAUUCCUAUUGGGUCUGGCUGUGAUGGCUUACUCUUUUUUUUUUUUUUUUGAGACAAAGUCUCACUAUGUCGCCCUGGGUAGAGUGCUGUGGCAUCACAGCUCACAGCAACCUCAAACUCUUGGGCUUAAGUGAUUCUCUUGCCUCAGCCUCCAAAGUAGCUGGGACUGCAGGCACCUGCCACAACACCCGGCUAUUUUUUGGUUGUAGUUGUCAUUGUUGUUUGGCAGGCCUCGGCUGGGUUCAAACCCACCAGCUCUGGUGUAUGUGGCUGGCGCCCUAGCCACUGAGCUACAGGCGCUGAGCCCUGUGAUGGCUUACCCUUUUAGAGAAAAUUAGCUACUCAAGAGGGAAGAAACUGAAUCCUAGGGAAUGCUCAUAUUUGUGGGCAAGGAAGAAAGAAAAGAACCAGUGAUGAAAACAGAAAGAGCUUUUAGAGGCAGAGACCAAGACAUUAAAGCAGGAGAACCUUGUUCAAGCAGCCCAGGGUAAGAGCCAGGGGCUGAAGGGGAGGUCCUUUACUUCUCUGAGUCUGAAUUUGGUUUGCAGAAUUGCACUGCUAAUGAAUAAUGUUUGCAAAAGGCUUACAGAAGGCCCAGAACUUCAUGGGCACCCCAUCUCUCAGCCCAGUGCUGACUGGGGAAGGGCAUCCGAUCAGUGGGCAGCACUUAGAGAUCAGUGUUGGUUCAGCACGGGGAGCUCUGGGGUGGGGGUGUGCAAGUGAAUCUGGGAGCUGCCCCAGAGGCCUCAGGGAAAGGAGGCAUUUCCUUAACACCGAACAAAGGAAGAAGAUUCCUGCUGGGGCCCUCCUUUCCUCUUCCCAGCUCUGUGGGGGUAUCAUGUUCUGGCUCAGGCACCAAUUUCCUCUUCCUUUCCUGGAGUCCUCCCCCUAUGUGUCUCUCUUCUUAUCCAUCUGAGCUGAGAAAAUCCUCCAGGGUUGUUGGAGAGGCUUUGGGAUAGCAAGGGGGCACUUCGAAUAGGCCCCCUAGUGCAUGAGCUCCCCCAUCCCCCGCCCCUUGCCCCUUAGGGUAAGGGGCAUUGGCUGGUCCUCACAGAAACGCCCUCUGCCUUCCAGUUCUUUUCUCCCACACAGUAGUCUUAUCCAGGGCAUGCCAAACACAAGGCUGCUUUGGGGCCCUGUGGGGCAAAAGGGCAGGGUAGGGCACCUUGGAAGAAUAAGCAGGCCACUCCAGCUGCUCACCCCAUUUUUUUUUUUUUGCUUCACACUGAGCUGGGAGAUGAGGCCAGGGUUAAGGGGAGUUAGGGCCUGGCCCUGGCCUGCUGGUUUCCUGCCCCCAGCACCACCCGGGGUCCAGCCCACAGACCAAGUCUUCCAAGGCUGCUAAGGACCCUCUCACCACCAUCAUUUACAAGAUGAGUGACUGGAGAACCAGGGAGAGAGAACUAAUGUCAUCUUCCUAUCCCUGUCCACACACUUCCCAGCAUGGCUACCGUCCUGACCCAGCUGCCCUGGUAUUUCUGCAGAGGCUUGGGGAAAGUCCAGGUGCCCCAGAGUUGCUGGAUCAUGUACCUCAAGCUGGGGAGAGAUUCAACAUAUUAACAACUAGGGGUGGCGCCUGUGGCUCAAAAGAGUAGGGCACCGGCCCCAUAUGCUGGAGGUGGCGAGUUCAAGCCCAGCCCCAGCCAAAAACUGCAAAAAAAACCCCAAAGCAUAUUAACAACUAGGACAGCACAGGUAUCAGCCAGUCGGAAUGGAGGUCUGUGCAGGCAGUAGGACUAGAGGUUCUCUGCUGUGCCAGACGCCAGCUCUCUAGUUGCCAGAUCACGGGAAGUGGGAAGGCCCAGGCACCAGCUGUGUCCUAGCCAGCAUGGAGGCACGUCAAUAUCUUAACACUGAUAAUGCCGUGUCUAUGAGUACUGAUAAUAGUGCUGCCCACAGCAGCCCCACUGCCUGCCUUUGCCAAGCCUCCACCUACCACCAUACCUCCCCCUCCACAAGCUAAUGUCCUUCAGAAACUCUUUACCCUUCAAGACUGCCCUUCAAAAGUGGUGCAGUUGCUGAACUAGGACUCAAAGGACAAGGCCUAGUCCCAGCUCUGCUUCUCUCUACCUAUGUACACACGAGCAAGUCACUUCAUCUCUUUAAGGCUAGUUUUCUCAUCUGUAAAACGGGCUAAUAUCCAUGCUUUCUACACCACAGGGCAAUGGAGUAUAUUCAGUGACCACAGACAUGGGAAGGUGCUUUGAAAACCACUUCUCCAAUGGCACUACUUAAUUCUGAUGGUGCCUGGUAUGAAAACAUUGAGGGAGGAAAACAGACAAUACAAUGUGUUCUCUUCUCAUCCUUCUAGGGACAGUGUUGCUUUUAUCCCUCUGAAGGGAAAGCCUGCAUCUGCCCACUCUGCCCUCCUUUCCUCCCAGAUUCAGGGCAGAGGCCCGGGUGGUAGGAGAGGGAAGCUUUUUUUUUUUUGUAGAGACAGAGUCUCACUUUAUGGCCCUUAGUAGAGUGCCGUGGCAUCACACGGCUCACAGCAACCUCCAACUCCUGGGCUUCAGCAAUUCUCUUGCCUCAGCCUCCUGAGUAGCUGGGACUACAGGCGCCCGCCACAAUGCCCAGCUAUUUUUUGGUUGCAGUUCAGCCAGGGCCGGGUUUGAACCCGCCACCCUCGGUAUAUGGGGCCGGUGCCUUACCGACUGAGCCACAGGCGCCGCCCGAGAGGGAAGCUUUUGAAGGAGCAACCUGAGGGCCCAGUACAAACUCGGAGCAUUACACCACCUUCACUACCAAUCAGGGAAGGUUUCCUGAAGGAGGGGGAGAUCUGAUAGAGAGUUGCCAAGGGAUCAUGAGUAGGAGGAAGAAGAGUAUAGGUAGGAAAAGGGGCAUUCUGUCCACCCCACCCAGCCCCAACACCAGCUCUAGAGUUUGGUGUCACCAAAUCCUGGCACUACCCAACUUUCUUUUUUUAAGAAGUAUGCCUCAGGGAGUUACUUACCCUCCAUUUCUCAGCAGUAAAAUAGAGGUAAACAAGCUAAUAUAUGUAAGCACUUAAGCUGGUGCCUAGCAUACAGCAAGUGCUCAAUA